UGCGCCAACCCUGGCUCCUCCCACACUCCCGGAGCCUUAAGCCCCGCCUCGCCACCGCGGCCCGGUAGCCCAGGCCUGCCCCGGAUAGUGUAACAUGGGUUCCUCCAGCUCCACGGCUCUGGCUCGCCUCGGCCUCCCUGGGCAGCCGCGGUCCACCUGGCUCGGCGUCGCCGCGCUGGGACUGGCUGCGGUGGCGCUGGGGACCGCAGCUUGGCGUCGCACGCGUCCCCGGCGGCGCCGGCAGCUGCAGCAGGUGGGCACGGUGUCGAAGGUUUGGAUCUACCCGAUCAAGUCCUGCAAGGGGGUGUCGGUGUGUGACACCGAGUGCACCGACAUGGGGCUGCGCUGCGGCAAAGUGCGCGACAGGUUCUGGAUGGUGGUGAAGGAGGACGGACACAUGAUCACUGCCCGCCAGGAGCCUCGCCUUGUGCUGGUCUCCAUCACCCUGGAGAACAAUUACCUGACGCUGGAAGCUCCAGGCAUGGAGCAGAUAGUUCUGCCUAUCAAGCUCCCUUCUUCAAAUAAGAUCCACGACUGCAGGCUAUUUGGUCUCGACAUUAAAGGCAGAGAUUGUGGCGAUGAGGUAGCCCAGUGGUUCACCAACUACCUGAAGACUCAAGCCUACAGGUUGGUUCAGUUUGAUACCAGCAUGAAAGGAAGAACAACGAAGAACCUUUACCCUUCUGAAAGCUACCUUCAGAACUACGAGAUAGCCUACCCGGACUGCAGCCCUGUCCACCUGAUUUCUGAAGCCUCCUUAGUCGAUCUCAACACCAGGCUGAAGAAGAAAGUGAAGAUGGAACAUUUCAGGCCAAACAUCGUGGUGUCAGGCUGCGAGGCUUUCGAGGAGGAUACUUGGGAUGAACUCCUGAUUGGUGACGUAGAGAUGAAAAGGGUGUUGAGCUGUCCCAGGUGCGUUCUGACUACAGUGGACCCAGACACCGGCAUCAUAGACAGGAAGGAACCGCUGGAGACCCUGAAGAGCUAUCGCCUGUGUGAUCCUUCUGUGAAGAGUAUAUACCAGUCAUCUCCACUUUUUGGGAUGUAUUUCUCAGUGGAGAAGCUUGGGAGCCUGAGAGUGGGUGACCCUGUGUAUCGGAUGGUGGAUUAGUGGAUCCCAUGGCCGACAUGGUCCUCUCAACCCUGAACCCUGCAGACACAAGCAGAACCCUCAACUUGUCGGAAUGAGGAGUCACUGGAAGACCGUCCCUUGAAGAUUCUAAACAGCUCUUCUUUCCGAACCUAUUACCCACCCCGAAGCACUGUUCUUGUUUGUUUUUAUUUUAUGUGUAUGUGUAUGUGUAUGUAUGUAUCUUGCCUGUAUACCUGCAUGUGUACUGUAUACACGCAGUACUUGCAGAGACCAGAGGAGGGCGAUGGAUUCCAUGGAACUUGAGUUACAGAUGGUUGUGAGCUGCUAUGGACUCUGGGAGCCUAACCCAGGUCCUCUGUAAGAGCAGCCAAUGCUCUUAAACCUCCCCAGCUCCGAUUUCCUAGGUUUUAAACUCACCUCAGAGCCCAAACUUUUGAUUGAGACUUUUCUCUGUACUUCUUUCCUGGGAUUCUCACAUGUGGUCAUCUCUCUGUGGCUUUGCCCCUGCCCACAUGACUGACCAUUCAUGUCAACUAGGGGUAACAGCAGACACACUGGGGUUCAUCCUUAGCUCCGAGUCUCUAUGGAUUAUAAAUAGGACGUAAAGGUUGUCCUCACCACAACACUUAAUAAAAGUUAUUUUUGGUAUUAGUUCAUUAUAUCAGAAACAGGGUUAGGGUUAGGGUUAGGCACAUAUCAGCCAUGUUUCUCUUUUGUCCUUUGUACUGUUGCAUAGACUUAGGGACCAUUGAGGUAUACAUGUAAGACAGGAAAUGAGCAAAAGGAACCAAAGCCCAGAGACCACUCCGCAUGACGAAGUUCAAAUAGAGCAUAUGUUUUAAGCAGCCCCUAAUGCAUCUACAAGGACUUAUUAAUGACAAGGAGUACGGAAAAACUACAUCCUGGUUGGCAGUUGCCGGGGCAAACGAGCAAGCAGGUUAGCAAGCCAAGAACACGCAGUUAGCUGGGGCAUUUUGACCCUGCGUUUCCAGAACAGGGUUGGGUGCUUUCCCGAGGGACUUUUUAGGCCAAGGGGUAGAAACCAAAAUGGCUUCAGCUGAGACAGGAUGGAGAAACCGUACCCUGUUACAGCUACCUGCUGUAAUGAGCUUGUCCUCAUACUCCUUGCUCCUGUUUUUCUGAGACAGCCCUGGCUGUCCUGGAACUCACUCUGUAGACCAGGCUGGCCUUGAACUCAGAGAUCUGUUUGCCUUUCUGCCUCCUGAGUGCCGGGAUUAAAUUCAGGUCCAUCACACCCA
Messenger RNA from Mus caroli (Ryukyu mouse), 2352 nucleotides. RefSeq names its product mitochondrial amidoxime reducing component 2 (gene Mtarc2). The record is from RefSeq and is a predicted model, not a curated record. Gene Ontology annotation, molecular function: molybdopterin cofactor binding; nitrate reductase activity; molybdenum ion binding. Lineage: Eukaryota; Metazoa; Chordata; Mammalia; Rodentia; Muridae. Gene Ontology annotation, biological process: nitrate metabolic process. Gene Ontology annotation, cellular component: mitochondrial inner membrane.